GCGACCGACCCCUUUCUUCCACAUCGCUCUGCCUCCGCUGCCCGCUCUCUCCCUGUCCUCCACUCUCCACUCCUCCCUCCCUCCCGUCGCAUGCUCUCCCACGUCGAGAUGGCACCCGCCGGGGCCGGCGGCGGCUUCAAGCUCUUCGGCAAGGUCAUCACGCAGUGCGUCGAGGGGACCCAGGCGUCGCCGUCGCCCGCGUUCGCCGCGCAGGACGAGGAGCGGCGGCUGCACGGCGAGACGGACCGGACGACGACGGCGGUCAAGCGGGAGGCGGCGGACACGGACUCGUCGCAGCAUCAGCAGCAGCAGCAGGGGGCGGAGGCGUCGCGGCGGACGCAGCUGCAGGAGUCGGCGGAGGCGCGCGCGGCCGCGGCGCCGCUGCCGUGCCCGCGGUGCCGGAGCCGGGAGACCAAGUUCUGCUACUUCAACAACUACAACGUGAACCAGCCGCGCCACUUCUGCAAGGCCUGCCACCGCUACUGGACGGCCGGCGGCGCGCUCCGCAACGUGCCCAUCGGCGCCGGCCGCCGCAAGAACCGCCCGCUCGGCCCCAUCGCCACCGUCGCCGGCCACCACCACCACCACCGCGCCGCCGCCGGCUUCGUCCUCGGCUUCCCCAGCCCCUCCUCCUCCCCCACCUCCCCACCGCCGGUGUACGCCGACCGGUGGCAGCUCGGCCCGGAUCGCCGGUUCUGAUCCCAUCCCGCCGACACAACCAUUGAUCGGCUCGUCCUUGGCCCAACCGGCCGCCCGGAAGACGAGGGUUCGGAUAGAGUUCGGUUUGACCCGCAGAAUCCUCUAAUGUGACGGGAAGGCCGGCUGGCUUGUACGUGAAGGCUCACUCGCACAAGACAUGGAAAAAGGAGGAGAAUUGGAAUGUCCCUUCACUUUUCUUUUCCUCCUUCUUCCCUUUGAUAUGCUAGCUUCCCUCCCUCUUGUUGUUAAUUCCUUACUACUCCUACUGUAGCAGUAUUCCUAGCAGUUUGCUUGCACUUGUUUCUUCUUCUUCUUGGGUUGGUCCGUCAGGUUUGCGUCGCCUGUGCCUGUGUAAUGUAAAAUGGAACAGAUCAGGUUGCGCGCUAGCAGCAGCAGCAAGUUGCCAGAAACA
Messenger RNA from Triticum urartu, 1111 nucleotides. RefSeq names its product dof zinc finger protein 5-like. The record is from RefSeq and is a predicted model, not a curated record. Gene Ontology annotation, molecular function: DNA-binding transcription factor activity; DNA binding. Gene Ontology annotation, biological process: regulation of DNA-templated transcription. NCBI's taxonomy places the organism in Eukaryota, Viridiplantae, Streptophyta, Magnoliopsida, Poales, Poaceae.